AUCGGUUGCUGGCACUGCUGGCUGAGUGCUGAUGGCUGAGUCGGCCCGUUCAAAGUUAGUGAGGAACAGGUUAAGCCUAGUCAGUACCUAGGUAGUCAGUCAUCGACAAGGCUGGAGCACUCGUGCCCCUCCUGCGCCCCCGUGGGCCACUAUUUGGAUUUUCUCCGAUCUUUUAAAAGACCCAGACACCCCGGUCAUCUUCCAGCUGCGUGAGCAUCAACCACCGUCAACCGUCACCACCAUGAAGUCCACCACCCUGCUUUCGCUGGCCUCGUUCACCCAGUCGGCCUAUUCGCUUUCUCUCCACCCUCGCGAUGAACCUGCCACUCUCGCCCUCAACUUCGAGCGUCGUCAGAUCGCCAACCGUCCCCAACGGAAGCGAUCGACGGCCUCGGCCGAGCUGGUCAACCUGGCCGCCAAUCUUGGCUACACCAUGAACCUCACCCUUGGCACCCCUGGACAAGCAGUCAGCGUGACACUGGACACCGGCAGCAGCGACCUCUGGGUUAACGCGGGCAACUCGAGCGCCUGCCCCUGCGACUAUGGCUCCUACAACUCCAGCGACUCCUCCACAUACGAGUUCGUGAACGAAGACUUUUACAUCCAAUACGUCGACAACAGCGAAGCCGCGGGCGAUUACGUCAAGGACACUCUUCAGUUCUCUAACGUGACCUUGACGAGUUUCGAAUUCGCUGUCGCAUACGAUGGCGACAACGAUGAGGGCGUUUUCGGUAUCGGAUAUGCCGCCGACGAAGCCAGCCUCGAAGGCACCUACACCAACUUCCCCCAAGCCCUGGUCGAUCAAGGCGUCAUCAACUCGGCCGCCUACAGUCUCUGGCUAGACGACCUAGAAAAAGGCCAAGGCACCAUCCUAUUCGGCGGUGUCAACACCGCCAAAUACUACGGCAGCCUACAAACCCUCCCCAUCAUCCCCGAGGAGACCGACUACGGCACCGAAGUGUACGCCGAAUUCGCCGUCAACCUGACCGCAGUGCACCUGGAGCAGAGCGGCAAAGCCGUCUCCGUCAACAACAGCGCCGAAUUCCCCACAUCCGCCGUGCUGGACAGCGGCACCGCCCUCGCCUACAUCCCCAGCUCAGCCGCCGCGAGCAUCUUCGAUGCCGUGGGAGCCGAAUACUCCGAUGUCUACGGCUACGCCGUGGUCAACUGCAGCCUGAAGAACGAAGACAUCACCUUCUACUUCGAAUUCGCCCAAUCCUUCAACAUGACCGUCGACAUCAGCGAGAUGGUCAUUGACGACGACGACGGCAGUGGCUACUGUACCUUUGGUCUGUCCGCCAGCGACGACGACACCCUUCUCGGCGAUACCUUCCUCCGCAGCACCUACGUCGUCUACGAUCUCGCCAACAACGAGGUCUCCAUCGCCCAGGCCAACUUCAACCCGGGCACAGACCACGUCCUGGAGAUCGGCACGGGAGCGAACGCCGUCCCCAACGCGACGGGCGCUACGGAGUCCAGCUCCUCGGGGUCCAAGACGUCCGGUGCUUCCUCUACGGGCACUGGGGACUCGAAGAAGGAGAGUCUGGCGACGGUGUCGCGUAGCCAGAUCACUUCGCUGGUUGCGGGUCUCCUCGUGACUGGGUUCUUCCUGACCUUGUAAAUAGUUUGAUGUGAUUUGUUUCGUGGAGAUAUUAUUGCAUUGAUACCUUUUUCCCCCGCCUAGACUGAUGGCUGGUUAUGUGAUGCAUGGCAUGGAGCGUAUGUAGCAUAUGUUUGAUGACUUAUAGAAAUAAUCUUAUAUCAUAU
This is a messenger RNA of Aspergillus sclerotioniger CBS 115572, 1767 nucleotides long. RefSeq names its product pepsin-like aspartic protease. The coding region runs from base 242 to 1621 and encodes 459 amino acids. Gene Ontology annotation, molecular function: aspartic-type endopeptidase activity. The record is from RefSeq and is a predicted model, not a curated record. Lineage: Eukaryota; Fungi; Ascomycota; Eurotiomycetes; Eurotiales; Aspergillaceae. Gene Ontology annotation, biological process: proteolysis. The transcript is spliced from 3 exons.